Messenger RNA from Rhinopithecus roxellana (golden snub-nosed monkey), 3236 nucleotides. It is a transcript of the gene MIPEP, whose product is annotated as mitochondrial intermediate peptidase. Lineage: Eukaryota; Metazoa; Chordata; Mammalia; Primates; Cercopithecidae. Gene Ontology annotation, molecular function: metalloendopeptidase activity. The coding region runs from base 130 to 2271 and encodes 713 amino acids. The transcript has 20 exons. The record is from RefSeq and is a predicted model, not a curated record. Gene Ontology annotation, biological process: peptide metabolic process. Gene Ontology annotation, cellular component: mitochondrion.
AGACCCGGAAGCGAGGGCGUCACGUGGGGCGGCGUGGGCCGCUGCCUUGGAAACGCCGAACCCGCGCUCCGGGCGAAAGCACCAGGGCAGGGGUCGCGCGUAGGAGAAAGGGACUGAUCCGGGGAUAGAAUGCUGUGCGUCGGAAGGCUGGGCGGCUUCGGAGCCAGAGCAGCAGCUCUGCCGCCCCGGUGGGCGGGCCAGGGAAGCCUCCAAGCCGGGAUCCGGGCCCGAAGGGUCAGCACCAGCUGGUCUCCCGUGGGCGCCGCCUUCAAUGUCAAGCCCCAGGGCAGCCGCUUGGACCUGUUCGGCGAGCGCCGGGGUCUUUUUGGAGUUCCUGAGCUCAGUGCCCCAGAAGGAUUUCAUAUUGCACAAGAAGAAGCCUUGAGAAAGACAGAAUUGCUUGUGGACCGUGCGUGUUCCACCCCACCUGGGCCCCAGAUCGUGCUGAUCUUCGAUGAGCUCUCGGAUUCCUUGUGCAGAGUGGCCGACUUGGCUGAUUUUGUGAAAAUUGCUCACCCUGAGCCAGCAUUCAGAGAAGCCGCGGAAGAAGCUUGUAGAAGUAUUGGCACCAUGGUAGAGAAGUUGAACACAAAUGUGGAUUUAUAUCAAAGUUUGCAAAAAUUACUAGCUGAUAAAAAACUUGUGGAUUCCCUUGAUCCAGAAACAAGGCGAGUGGCUGAACUGUUUAUGUUUGAUUUUGAAAUUAGUGGAAUCCAUCUAGACAAAGAAAAGCGUAAAAGAGCAGUGGACCUCAAUGUUAAAAUCUUGGAUUUGAGUAGUACAUUUCUUAUGGGAACCAAUUUUCCCAACAAGAUUGAGAAGCAUCUCUUACCAGAACACAUUCGUCAUAACUUCACAUCUGCUGGGGAUCAUAUCAUCAUUGAUGGUCUCCACGCAGAAGCACCAGACGACUUGGUGCGAGAAGCUGCUUAUAAAAUUUUUCUUUAUCCCAAUGCUGGUCAGUUGAAAUGUUUGGAGGAGUUGCUCAGCAGUAGAGAUCUUCUGGCGAAGCUGGUGGGGUAUUCCACAUUUUCCCACAGGGCUCUCCAAGGAACGAUCGCUAAAAAUCCAGAGACUGUCAUGCAGUUCCUUGAGAAACUAUCUGACAAACUUUCUGAAAGAACUCUAAAAGAUUUUGCGAUGAUACGAGAGAUGAAAAUGAAACUGAAUCCUCGAAAUUCUGAAGUAAUGCCUUGGGACCCCCCCUACUACAGUGGUGUGAUUCGUGCAGAAAGGUAUAAUAUUGAGCCCAGCCUAUAUUGCCCGUUUUUCUCUCUUGGAGCAUGCAUGGAAGGCCUGAAUAUUUUGCUAAACAGACUAUUGGGGAUUUCAUUAUAUGCAGAGCAGCCUGCAAAAGGAGAGGUGUGGAGUGAAGAUGUCCGAAAGCUGGCUGUCGUUCAUGAAUCUGAAGGAUUGUUGGGAUACAUUUACUGUGAUUUUUUUCAGCGAGCAGACAAGCCACAUCAGGAUUGCCAUUUCACUAUCCGUGGAGGCAGACUAAAGGAAGAUGGAGCCUAUCAACUCCCAGUUGUAGUUCUUAUGCUGAAUCUUCCCCGUUCCUCAAGGAGUUCUCCAACUUUGCUGACUCCUGGCAUGAUGGAAAAUCUUUUCCAUGAAAUGGGACAUGCCAUGCAUUCAAUGCUAGGACGUACUCGUUACCAACACGUCACUGGGACCAGGUGCCCUACUGAUUUUGCUGAGGUUCCUUCUAUUCUGAUGGAGUACUUUGCAAAUGAUUAUCGAGUAGUUAACCAAUUUGCCAGACAUUAUCAGACUGGACAGCCACUGCCAAAAACUAUGGUGUCUCGUCUUUGUGAAUCUAAAAAGGUUUGUGCUGCAGCUGAUAUGCAACUUCAGGUCUUUUAUGCCACUCUGGAUCAAAUCUACCAUGGGAAGCAUCCCCUGAGGAAUUCAACCACAGACAUUCUCAAGGAAACACAAGAGAAAUUCUAUGGCCUACCAUACGUUCCAAAUACUGCCUGGCAGCUGCGAUUCAGCCACCUCGUGGGGUAUGGUGCUAAAUAUUACUCUUACCUCAUGUCCAGAGCGGUCGCCUCCAUGGUUUGGAAGGAGUGUUUUCUACAGGAUCCUUUCAACAGGGCCGCUGGGGAGCGCUAUCGCAGGGAGAUGCUGGCCCACGGCGGAGGCAGGGAGCCCAUGCUCAUGGUUGAAGGUAUGCUUCAGAAGCGUCCUUCUGUUGAUGACUUCGUAAGUGCCCUAGUUUCUGACUUGGAUCUGGACUUCGAAACUUUCCUCAUGGAUUCAGAAUAACAGAAAUACUCUAAACCUCUUCAAUCAAGUUUAAAAAGGCACCUGCUAACAGCCUCUUCCUGCUUCUCACCAAAUGACCAAUGAUGAAACAAAAGGAAAGAUUCAAAAUACCCAAAACUAAGACACACAUUCAACCUACUGGCAGAAUCUGGAGGAAUUUCUUCAUGCCCAGAAACAGACAGGACUGGCUGGAGAAACGUCAUCAGUGGCCGGCCGGUGCCAGGUACACCUGGAUGCAAGGGAUCGACCCUUUCUGCUUUCCCACCUCCUGCUCACCCUUAGAAAUGCAAAUCGGUACUGACCAGAAGGCAGAGCGGCCAGUACCCCGAAUGGGGCUUCAUGUGUGAACGCUGCAAUGGGUCCCUCCCCGUUGCUCCCCAUUGGAGCUUCUCUAUACAGCAGCACUUGGAAACUGCCGCUCACACAGCCUUGGGCAGGGAGUGGGCCUGGCAGUGGUGUCUCCUCUGUACCCAAAGCAAAGCUGAGGAAGGGAGACAAGGGUUGAGGAAGGGCUCUGGUGCAGUGCCCAGGGAGGAAUCUUGCUGUUUCUUGUCUCACCCUAUUCACAAUAUCCAAGCUAACUUAAAAAGAGAUCUCAUCUCGACAAACUGGCAAUACACAGAUGCCAGCUCAUUCUGGGAAACAGACGUGGAGAAAUUUACAGGUAAAUCAGUUACAGGUAACUCUGAAAAGUGCUUUCAUCAGCACCCAGGUGCACCGACAGUGACAAAACCCCUGCAUCUUUAUCAGGUCUUUUUUGUAGGGGUGAGUAACCAAAAAAAAAGAAGUCCAUGUGGAACCUUUUUUUAAAAGCAUUCUUAAGAAACAGGAAAGGAAGACUUUACCUGGAAGAUGCUGGAAAAUCAAAACUUUGAAAAUUAUUUUUUUUUUUGAGACAGAGCCUCGCUCUGUCACCCUGGCUAGAGUGCAGUGACGUGAUCUCAGCUCACUAUAACCUCCGCCUC